This is a messenger RNA of Pipistrellus kuhlii (Kuhl's pipistrelle), 765 nucleotides long. RefSeq names its product CD70 molecule (gene CD70). The record is from RefSeq and is a predicted model, not a curated record. Gene Ontology annotation, molecular function: tumor necrosis factor receptor binding. NCBI's taxonomy places the organism in Eukaryota, Metazoa, Chordata, Mammalia, Chiroptera, Vespertilionidae. Bases 1 to 702 code for a protein of 233 amino acids. Gene Ontology annotation, biological process: tumor necrosis factor-mediated signaling pathway; immune response. Gene Ontology annotation, cellular component: plasma membrane; extracellular exosome. The transcript is spliced from 4 exons.
AUGGCGGAGGAAGGUUAUGCCCGCCGGCUGUGCCACCUGCUCAUGGCGCCUGGUCUGCGGGAGGUUUUGCAGCUGUUUUUGCUGCUGACUAUCCUUGGUCUGGUGCUCUACAUGCUCUACUACCAGCACCCGCCGCAGCAGCACCUGCUCCAGCCAUCUGAGAUGGGCAACCCGGAAGAGAAUCAGAGGCUGCUCACGGGCCUGGGCUCCUGCCUACAAGAAGGGGAAAGAGCAGUGCAAAGAGGGGCUCUGAUUGCCCCGUUUUCUCUUUUCUUCCAGUGGGACGUAGCUGAGCUCCAGCUGAAUCACACAAGUCUGCGGCAGGACCCCCGGCUGUACUGGCAGGGGGCCCCAGCCCUGGGCCGCUCCUUCCUGCAUGGGCCACAGCUGGACAACGGGCAGCUGCGUGUCCAGCGUGAUGGCAUCUACAGGCUGCACAUCCAGGUGACACUAACCAACUGCUCCUCCUCCGUGAAGAACACUGUGCCCCGCAGGGCCACCCUGGUGGUGGGCAUCUGCUCUCCAGCGGGGCACAGCAUUAGCCUGCUUCGCCUCAACUUCCAUCUCCACUGCACUGUCUCCUCCCAGCGCCUGACCUACCUGGCCCACGGGGACACUCUCUGCACCAACCUCACUCUGCCGCUGCUGCCAUCCCAAAAUUUGGAUGAGACCUUUUUUGGGGUUCAGUGGGUGCACCCCUGACUGCUAUAUACCUCCUCACUCAGAUUUUUGGGAGAUGAGGAGCGGGCUUUUUAGUCACUUCAC